UUCUUCAUUUUACGGGAGUUUUUUUUUUCAACUUCAUGGACUUAAUCAUUUUGUUAUAGAUUUUAUAACGUUUUCUCACAGAGCCUACUGAAUUAGUUUAGGAAGGAAUAUAUUGGAAUGGAAUCGUCUUGUCCAUCUAUCUGUCUGUGGACAUUGUUUAGUCCUACAUUCUCAACACACCCUGGAGCUACAAAACACUCUUAAUGACGUGGUAGGACACCCCCCCCCCCUUGAAAAAUCCAACGAGGGGAAGGGGCGGUUUUAGUUAUGAUUGUUAUGAUUAUAGUAUAUAUAAUUAUAAUUCCAUUAUACCACUCUGGAUGACUUUUUUUAGACUGAUUUUUUGAUGAUCUUGCAGAUUCUGAUGUGUGUUGUGUGUCACUCUCAUAUUGAUACUGACAUCGUUUAAAUCUCGUGAUACAACUAUUGUGCCUUUCAAAUUCCGUCCUAUUGUACCUUUCUAAUUCCGUCCUACAUAUUAAUUAGGCAUUAUUGUUAAUGAAGUGAUAACUGUUUUGUUAUAGACAAUGAAGAGUAGUUCAACAUAUGUACACAAUUAACCAUUUUUGUGUACUAUGUUGAGUUUUUAAUAUAUUUUUUUGUUUUUAUUUAUCUAUUUAUUUAUUUAUGCGAUGCUGCUGGAAAUUAAAAUGGAUAUUGGAAGUACAUAAAGCUUUGAUGAGAUAUUGAAGAAUAUUUUGAAGUGUUUCUGAAAUGUGACAUAUAUAUAUAAAGGUGUUUAACAGGAACAAAGUCUCUCGUUAUCAUUUCUUGUGUUAUUGAAGAUGUUAUAAAUGUUUUGUUUUCAUUCCAGUAAAUUAGAUAAUUCAUCAAAUAUCUUGUUUUCUUUUUACUGUUGUGGGUAUUUAAAACGAUCGAAAAACAAAACCAAGCAAUACUUAGAAGUUCGUUUGGCAAAGUGCACUUUUGAAUGUCUAGGAGAUUCUGGUAUAAUGGGUUUGUGUUCUCAAAAUAGACUGUCGUGAUUGGAAUUGUUUAGGCGCAUGACCAUGUGUACUGUGUAUCGCUUUUAAAUGUUUUUUAAACUGGGCACCGAAAGGAUUAUAUACAUACAUGUACAUGGUACUUUAUGAUCCAUUGCUCACUGAUUAAAAUGGAUAUGUUUUACCAAGUACAUAAUUAUUAGAAACGUAUUCUCGUCAUACGUUUAGAUUCAUCUGGAGGGCUGCUGCAAUUUAUUUUGCGGUAUUUCCAACGUCAACAAUUUUAAAGAUAAAAAUAUUUUAAGGUUUAUUUUGAAUGGUUGGUUAAUUUGAACUGUACAUGUUCAGCAUAAUGUGGUUUACAGGUAAAACUUCGAAAGAUAUACUUUUGAGAGAAGGGGGAAAUAAUUAAGGAAUUUGUAGACGGAACAAAUGGUUUAUCGAUACUCCACUGCAGGGGGUUUAAUGAUUUCUUUUUGCGUUUAUUCUACCCAGGUCAUUGAUUUUUACCUGUUGGAACCCCAGUUCAGUCUCCAGCGCACAAAUCGAUAUCGUUUUACCUUUAACGCCUAAACUUGUCUGCUUUGGAUCUAAGCUGAGGCAAAAUUGAAAAUAUUUCGUAGGUGAUAAAAGGGACGUGAUAUUCAUCAACAGAUUAGCACCAACCUACAAAAUACCCUGUAGAAUUCACGCGAAUGUGACGUAACAAUUUGUAGAUGUUAUAACAACAGCUUAACAGUGUACAUGGACACUUAAAAUGGCGGAAUUUACUUCUAAAUGGACUUUUCUAGUGUUAUUCUGUGUUGCCAUUUCUUGGAGUGUCGUUGAAUGUCUACGAGUUGAUGGUAGUAUAGUGACGACUGAGGAUUGGGUGUUUCUUUCCAGGUUCUGCUACAUGAGCAAAAGUGGUAAAUUGGAAUAUGUCAUCCAGUUUCCUAAGUCCUAUGAAAGGCAGCAUCUAUUGUUCUACUAUGAUCGACCGACCAUAUGGGAAAAUGUGUACCCAAGUUCCAAGACUUGUGAGCAGAAAAAAGCUGUUCUGGAUAUCUCGCGGGGACAGAUUCUUCCCUUAAGUCCAUUAAAUUCUUACUCUGGGUGUAAAUACAUCGAUAUCAGUGGCGUCCAAUAUGUGGAAUGCACGGAUACACAGAAGUUUAGCUCAUCACGUGACAUGUGGUGGUACCUCGUGCUCAGUCGAUGUCCUAGUGAUAGAGAAAAUGCGGCACUUGAAGGUUUGAAUAUCAGCUUCCGGUUCCAUAUGACGAAUGGUGAUGACCUGUGGCACAAAGAGUUCUCAGCAGAUGAAAUGUAUAUUUUGCCGACAGACAUAGCCUUCUUGGUUUUGUAUUUCUUCAUCACCAUUAUAUCCAUGGUAUUUGCAAUUAUUUUGAGGUCCAAACAGAUGUUCCACGUGACCUACAAGAUUUACCUGACGUCACUGCUUCUGUGGUGGUUUCACCUGUUAUUAUAUUGUAUUGCUUAUGGCAGAUACUCGUCGUACGGAUACAAAGAAACGGCCACUGAGCGCGCAGCCCGAGUGUUUGCAGCUCUGAGCUCACUGCUGUUUAUGCUGAUGCUUUUACUGAUGGCGGAUGGAUACACCAUCAUUAAGGGCAAAAUGACCUCAAUGACCGUCGUCUUAUUUUCCAUUUUCUUCACCGUGUACGUCGUAGCCUACGCCACACUUUACAUCGUAGAGGCCAAUACAUUCGAUCCUGGCACGGUGUUGUACAUCUAUGAAUACUGGCCCGGGUACGCCCUGAUCACCCUCCGCCUGCUGGCCUGGGUCUUCUUUGUGGUGUAUCUCUUUAUGACGCUGAAGAAACACAGGAAGAGCGGGUUAUUUUACUACCCGCUAUUUAUCAUCUAUACACUCUGGUUUUGGGCAGGUCCAAUUGCUAUUAUAAUCGCCAUGUUUGCCAUAAAACAAUGGGCAAGAGAAAAGAUUGUCAAUGGCGUCGAUCAAAUGAUUAUGAUGUUAGGCCAUGUUACCUUUUUGAUACUCACCAGGCCAUCUGCUGCCAAUAAAAAUUUCCCCUACACAGUGCGAACAACACAGAUUGGGUUCCUCGGUGAUGGAGACUUGGAUAAACCGAACAACUAUGAAAUAUCAGAAGAGGAAUUGCAGGCUAAAACAGGACCAAACCUUAAUGAUAUAUUUACUGUUUCCCAAACUCGUAAAGAACCAUCAGCACCCAGAGAAGAAAGACCGUCAUCUCGGACGCGCUUAUCGCGGCCAUCAACGGAAGAAAGUCUGUCAUCUCGAACCCGACUGACAAAUCCAGCAUUUCAGGAGAGCGAGGCUUCUACGUCAGCAGGCGAGAGUGACAAUGACACUCCUCCUCCGUCCUACACAAGUCUGACAACAAACGAGUCAUCGUUACCACCACUGAAUCAUUUCGUUACCAGCAAUGCGUCACUUCCGUCUCGGAAAAAUGCUCUUCCUCCACUUAAUAUCGAUCAGAGACCAAAGAGAGGUAAUGCUCUCCCUCCAAUAAAUCCCCAAGAAACUUGAUAAGAUAUUUACUGCUCAAAAUGGACAUUAAACACGAUGGUAUCAACGACAUUGAAAGAGUAAAGAAAAGGAAGUGAUAUGACUGUAUGUCCAAAGGAAUGCUGGGAAGUCACGAUGAUUUGAGGUGCUGAAAAAAUACUUAAUGCUGUGAUAAAGAUUUCUUCCGCAAUUAUCGAUUAUAUACUGUUUGUGUGCUGUUUGAAUUUAUGAUUGAAUUGUGGGAUGGAACUGAGUGCAGUGUACAUCUUGCAAUAUAAUUUCAAAUAUAAAAAGCCCUACUUUUGUAUCGGAUAAUUGUGUAAGUUAUCUUUGUGCAUCACGCUAUCCCAUUCUCGUAUACAUCUGCGGUAUACAAUGCUGAGUGAACCGUCUUUUUAUUUUUGAACUGUGUACGUUUUGUCUACAGUGCAUUGUCUCUACAUAUGAUGUAAUCAUUUUCCGUUCGUGUAACACAAACAUUGAUUUGUGCCUUACUGUAUCUCAAAAUUUACUUAGAGUAAAAUAUGAUUCGUGUGUGGUUUUUGUUUGAAGCAGUCUUCUCUGAAUGUUACAUUAUAUACAUGUAUAUGAUUAUAAUGUGGUAAGUUGUAUUUUAAUAGUAUCUUUUUCCGGUGAAAGUAAACCGACUUGCUGUUAUGGAGAGUGGUGAAAGUGCUAAUGCAUGUUUCUUUCUAAGUCUCCCAAGGCAUUAAGAGAAUGAAGUUUCUAGCAGAUAUUAAAUAUUGGCAUAUGGCUGGUAUUUAAGUUAGAAAUGAAAUGCUCAUGUGUGUUUAUGAACUCUGUUUUAUGUAGAAGUGAAACCAAAAAUGGCAAAUUAUUUUUAACACCCUGUUCCGUCCUUGUUUUUUCCCCCAGCUUUACUGUGAAAUUAUGAACCGUCAUGUGGAAUAUUAACGUUGAAUUAUGAACCGUCCCAUGGAAUAUUAACGUUGGAUAACUUUGUUUAUUUAGUUUUGUUACCAUAUUUCAAACGUUUACAAAUAAAACAUCAAUUCUGUUA
This is a messenger RNA of Ostrea edulis (European flat oyster), 4459 nucleotides long. Its product is annotated as transmembrane protein 145-like. The record is from RefSeq and is a predicted model, not a curated record. Bases 1702 to 3459 code for a protein of 585 amino acids. Gene Ontology annotation, biological process: G protein-coupled receptor signaling pathway; response to pheromone. Lineage: Eukaryota; Metazoa; Mollusca; Bivalvia; Ostreida; Ostreidae. The transcript is spliced from 13 exons.